Molecule: messenger RNA, 630 nt
Organism: Symbiodinium pilosum
Lineage: Eukaryota; Dinophyceae; Suessiales; Symbiodiniaceae
Source: the annotation of a GenBank genome assembly
AUGCUGUCCGGGCAAAGAUCCGACGACUUGGGGAAUCCACUGAAUGGCCAAAAUGACUUGGAGCUCAUCCCAGGGGCGCUGGGCAGAUCCGGAAAGGAGUGGUGUCCAGAUGAUAAAUGUGACCCUGGUUUCAGCCUUGUGCAAUUCCGGAGGAAGUUCUUCACAGAGGAUGCCUCAGACAUCGUGCUCCCAGUCAAGGCCUCCAAGAUUGGCAUCAUCUUCUCUUUCGCCAAGUCAGACCCCUUCGAGACCUACCUGGAGCAGCACUUUCCCACCUCCACGGGAUACAUUGACAUCGCCUGGAACCUGGUCUGCGAUCCUGGUUUUUUCUUUGACAUCACGGUCACGGACUGCAAGCCAUGUGAGAGAGGCUUUUUCCGACCAGCCAAUACCUCCGUCUUCACAUGUCUACGGGCGCCGCCUGGAACCUUCCAGAGGCUCGGCUUGACCCGCUGCUUCUGUCUGGGCAACACUGUGCAGUGGCUGCAGUGCUCAAGGCUUCCCAAAACUGGGCGCCUUGUACUUAUGAACGGGGAAUUGCAAGUUAUGUUCAAUGCUUUGAGGCAUGCGCUCUUCAGGUGUUCUUUUCGACAGAGUCGUGCGGCUGCCGUUUUGUGGGCGUGCCUUUGA